AUGGCAAGCGGCAUCGACAAGAUUCGGUCAUUGCUGGACCUUUGCCGAAGAAGCAAGUUUGUAGAUUUUUCCUUCGAUCAGCAUGUAGUGCAAAAUCUGCGUUUCGCACCGAUAGGCCAGAUGUUGAUGAACAAUUUGCGUCAACAGUUACAACAACAGUUUACGUUAGAAGCCGGAGUUGCGAUUGGCCAGCAAAGAAUAUCCAUGUUAACCGGUGACGGUGGCAUGACUCUGGGUGAAAACUUACAACAUCUACUGAGAAGCCAGCGUCCACCAAUCACGGUACCAUUGGGAAUAACCGUGGAACAAUGUGCUAACACCUGUAGGACCGCACUACCCUUCACCAAGUCGAUGGCCUGCCUGGAGAUUGAUAGCAAUGGUCCCGUAGUAUGCACCAGCUACCUUAUCGAACCGACGCACGCACCACAUUUCUUCCAUCAAGCGCAACGGCAACGUAAGAUCUGGUGGAUGCGACUUUCAGCAAACCCGGGACGGUACUUUAUCUCCGAUGCGCAUCGUACUGAGAGUGAUGGUUGUGAGCGGAGUGUGGUUACGCUUAGGGCACAUUUUACGGAACCCGAUAGCCCAGAGAAACCGUCUAAUGUAGUAGAGUUGGAGUGGUUGGAAUUGCUUGCCGGUGAAAGGCUGGUAAAAGAUUUCCCUAAGGUACUGCUAAAAACCAGCCUGCCGAGUGUAGUGAACAUACGCCAGCAAAUAGAUCGCAUUACUCUAGCCGUGCUCAUGGAUGCGCUGGACUCGCCAACCACCAACGGAGCCGUUCGAUUACACCGCAAAAUAGCUCCCUUCAAAUGUGCUAUUGUAAGUCGUGCAAAGGAUUCCGCUCGACAGGGUGAGUUGGACGAUCUCGCAAAGCAUAUCGCUUAUGUACUACGCAAGGCCGAUAUAUCCUUGCUCGACAACUUGUGCCCGGUACUGCCAACAGGCGCUGAUACUGCUGACCUGACUGCCGCAUUCGAUGCCUGCGGUGUGCCGUAUGUAUUCGUGCUGCGGGAUGAAUCACUCGAGACCGGCUUACUGGAAUUGCGCAGCCGUGACACAACGCUUUGCGAAACCAUCCAUCUGUCCGAUCUGCCACAUUAUUUAAUAAAGCUGGUUCGAAGCUAGAAAAA
Molecule: messenger RNA, 1130 nt
Organism: Anopheles aquasalis
Lineage: Eukaryota; Metazoa; Arthropoda; Insecta; Diptera; Culicidae
Gene: PolG2
Product: DNA polymerase subunit gamma-2, mitochondrial
Biological process (GO): mitochondrial DNA replication
Cellular component (GO): cytoplasm; mitochondrion
Source: RefSeq, a predicted model, not a curated record